AUGAGUGCAGAUCAUGAAACACUGCUUUUCUACACUCAGGUUCGAUGGUUAUCGAAAGGAAACGUUGUAUGUCGCGUCUUCGAGCCGAGAGAGGAGAUCAAGUUCUUCCUGGAAGUGCAAGGAAAAGAUGAGCUGUUAAAUCAAGAGGACACCUUGUCUGCUGACUUUCAAGCUGACAUUGCUGCACAUUUGAAACCCCUUGAAGAUGAGUUCAAGAACUAUUUUUCUGACCUUGACUGUAGUGAAGAAGCUCUUGUGAGAAAUCAUUUCACUCCUGGAGUAGACGUCUCUGUCCUUGCAGAUGACAUUCAAGACGAGCUUUUGGAAUUGAGACAUGAUUCGUCAGCACGCGACACAUUUCUGGAGAAAUCUCUUGCACAGUUUUGGUGUUCACUCCAGGAAUUAUACCCUCAGGUCAGCAAAACAGCACUUUGA
Messenger RNA from Aplysia californica (California sea hare), 435 nucleotides. Its product is annotated as zinc finger BED domain-containing protein 5-like. The coding region runs from base 1 to 435 and encodes 144 amino acids. The record is from RefSeq and is a predicted model, not a curated record. Lineage: Eukaryota; Metazoa; Mollusca; Gastropoda; Aplysiida; Aplysiidae. The transcript has 2 exons.